GGUUGGCCGACAGUGUUGUGGUCCCUUUGUGAGUCUCUCCACAGUGCUCUCCCCUGGCUGAGGUUCGCUGCAGCUGUGGCUUCUCAAUAGGGCUUAUUGUAGACGCGCGGAGUGUGAGCGAGCAGCGCAGUGAUUGAGCGGAACGGAGGGAAAGACGCCAGUAGUGCAGGGAUGCUCCUGAAUAUGUUUCCUUCACUCAUUCGGGAAGAGCGCGUCUAGAGCGGCUGCGACGUGACGGAAUCCCUCUGCAUUUUCACAAGAACAUUCACAAUUUAUAAACGCGAAGGACCAGGAGGAAAAGGUUUGAGAGCUUCAGCUACAAUCAUCGUUCAUUCCUGUGGUCUCCCCCAUCAAUCACCAGUCAGACGGUCUGCUCUAUCCUGCUACCCACGCCAGUGCUGAGGGUGGUGCACAGUUUCCCAGGAGCCACCUCUUAGCCUCAAGAUCUUUGGUGCCUCUUCAAUACGGAGGAGUGUAUUUUUUAUUUCCUUCUUUUUUUUUUUUUUACUCUCAUCCUUUCAUCCAAAUAAUGCAGAUCGGCUCUGCAGUGUGGACUGGACUGACUGUAAUGACUAUGUUGCUGUUAGCCCAGUGGGACAUGGGCUGCUGGGGGAUGACUCUGAACUCUAUCCCACUUCGUCUGGCUUCCCUCAGGCCCCUCAGAACUAGUGUGGGUGUAUCUCUUCAAAGACACAAGCGCAACUGGGUGUGGAACCAAUUCUUCGUCCUGGAGGAGUACACAGGAGAUGACCCUCUUUAUGUUGGCAAGCUUCAUUCGGAUGUGGACAAAGGUGAGGGCAAAGUAAAAUACGUGCUCACUGGUGAAGGUGCAACCUCUAUUUUCACCAUUGAUGAGAACACAGGCGACAUUCAUGCCACGAAGCGCCUGGACCGGGAGGAACAGGCCUACUACACGCUGCGAGCUCAGGCCCAAGACCGUGUCACCAACCUGCCAGUCGAACCAGAGUCUGAAUUUGUUAUCAAAGUGCAGGAUAUCAAUGACAAUGAGCCCAAGUUCCUGGAUGGCCCUUACAAUGCUCAAGUACCCGAAAUGUCUCCUGUCGGCACAUCUGUGGUUGAGGUUAAGGCGACUGACGCAGAUGACCCCACAUAUGGAAACAGUGCCAGAGUCGUGUACAGCAUCCUUGAAGGACAACCCUAUUUCUCUGUGGAACCAAAGACAGGCAUUGUGAGGACGGCUCUGCCCAACAUGGAUCGAGAAGCACGGAAUCAAUAUCUGCUGGUAAUCCAUGCCAAAGACAUGGUUGGUCAGAUGGGAGGACUCUCAGGCACCACAUCGGUGACGGUCACACUUACGGACGUUAACGACAACCCACCCCGUUUUUCAAGGAGGAAGUUAUGUUUUGUCAGUGAUAUGAAGGAGGCUCGGAAGAAUCUCGACUUUGAAAAAAAGUCAAGCUACACUCUGAAAAUUGAAGCAUCCAACAGGAACAUAGACCCACGGUUCUUGUCUCAAGGACCGUUCAGUGAUACAGCGAUGGUGAGGCUGACUGUGGAUAAUGUAGAUGAGCCUCCUAUCUUCUCUCCGCUCAGCAAAAUGGUUGUCUCUGAAGCUGCUAAAAUGGGAACCAUCAUAGGAACCAUCUCUGCUCUGGACCCAGAUUCAACCAAUAGCCCCAUUAGGUAUUCAAUAGACAGAAACACGGACUUGGAGCGAUUUUUCAACAUUGAGUCAACAACAGGAGUCAUCAGCACGGCUAAGCCUUUAGACAGAGAAGUCAAUGCUGUACACAACAUCACCAUCCUGGCUAUUGAAAGCUUGGAUCCGUCGCAGGUUGGGAAAGGAGUGGCUCUGAUCACGGUGAUGGACAUUAAUGACAACGCACCAGUUUUUGCCAUAGAGUAUGAGACCAUCCUGUGUGAAAGUGCUGGGCCAGGACAGGUCAUUGAAACCGUAAGUGCAGUGGAUAAAGAUGAACCACCCAGCGGGCAUCGCUUCGUCUUCUCCCUCACUGUAGAGACAGCUGGGAACAUGAACUUCACCCUCCGAGACAAUAAAGACAAUACUGCUUCUAUUCUAACUAAGAGGGGUGGUUUUCAGAGGAGGGACCAGGCUAUGUAUCGACUGCCGGUGUUGAUAGUGGACAGCGGGACCCCUGCUCUCAGCAGCACUAACACGCUGUCUAUUCGAGUGUGUGACUGUGACCCUGAUGGGACACCCCAGUCAUGUGGCACAGAGGCCUUCAUGCUGUCAGCUGGACUCAGCACUGGAGCUUUCGUUGCCAUCCUGGCCUGCAUCAUCACUUUACUUGUGCUGGUGCUGCUGAUUGUGACAAUGAGGAGGAGGAAGAAGGAACCUCUGAUCUUGGACGAAGACCGGGAUGUGCGGGAGAACAUUGUGCGCUACGACGACGAAGGAGGAGGUGAGGAAGACACAGAGGCCUUUGACAUGGUGGCGUUGCGAAACCUCAAUGCAGUGAGAGACAGCAAAGCCCGCCGUGACGUCACCCCGGAGGUGCCCACCCUUUAUUGCUCCCGCCCUCCCCCUUACAAAAUCACCCCAGACAACGGGAUCUUCCGGGAGUUUAUAUGGGACCGCCUGAAGGACGCCGACGUCGAUCCUUCCGCGCCUCCCUACGACUCCCUGCAGACAUACGCUUUUGAGGGCAGCGGCUCAGUGGCCGAAUCCCUCAGCUCCCUGGAUUCCCUGAGCACAGACUCGGAGCAGAACUAUGAUUAUCUGAGCGACUGGGGACCUCGCUUCAGGAAGUUAGCCGACCUGUAUGGCCACGGCGACAGCAGCAAUAUAUUCUCCUCCUAGCCGGGAUUAAAAUUCCUGCCAAGGUCUGCUCAAUCAAGGGCAUAAUGGAAAUGAACAAUGAUCAAGACAAUACCACUGACUCAUUGAUGCUUGACGGAAGAGGGGAGCAAAAAAAUAGGAACAUUCAAUGCGUAGGGGGAAGUUAUAUCUGCAGAGAGCAGCGGUUUUGAUAACGAAUAGACGGUGGAGAUUUGAGUCUGAAGCGCUUCUAUUUAAAUUGCAGUUAGUUGCCAAGUCUGCACUUGGGGUGUGGUUGCAAGCGCCCAAAGAGCGAUCUUCGGGCCCAAGAGAAUAAUGGACAGUGGACGGCAGGGCCAUGUGAGCUGGUCCAGGAAUACCAAUUGUUUCAAAGAGACAUUUGAAGUGCUCUACCCAUGGUUAUAAAUGAGAACAGUGCCAUCCAGCUAGCCAUGCUGCAGUGAUACUCGAAAAAUCAAUGUUUCUGUUCUAUCAGAUGUUUCUAUGGAAAAAAAGUCAAUCUAAAUUCAGCAAACGAGUACACCGAUAUCUUUUCCCAACGCAUUGCCUUGCGAGGAACUGCAACUGUUGCUUUGUAAAAAAUCCUUUAUGCAUAGCUUCACGUCUGUUAUCAGGCCUUAGUUCUGUGCCAAAAUUUGGGUCGAGGCGCAUCGCUAUCACAACUUCUGAAGUAUCCCGCAGUUCCGCAGACCAAAAUACAAGUCAAACUCAUAGUGAAUAGACUUUGAUGUAUCGAGCAGGAUAGGCCGGAGUGGAUUUAAUCAUUGACAAUGUAUAGUACUUGCCUUUCAGUUGAGGCUGUCAACCAGAGUUAUUUUGAGAUGUUAUUUUGUAAGUUUGUAGAGAGAACCCUUAUGACAGCAAGCGUUUGAAGUGGAGUCUUUUGUAUUAAGCCUAUUCCAUUCUUUGAAACCCUCAGUCUCAGUGGAGAAACUCAAAGCGGCGAAAUGUUUUUGUAGUGCUCUAUGCUGUCCCGUGUACAGUUUUUUUUUUUUCUCUGCAGUGGUUCUUGCUGAAUAUCUUGUGAGAGCUGUUUGUUUUAAAGCAGGCCUGUUGUCAAUAUGAGUCUGAGUGGCAAACUGUAAGGGAAAAAAUAAUGUAAAGACAUUAUCUUAAAUAAUAUCUGGCGACGUGUGAAAUGGUGUAUAACAUACGGACAACACAGACCUUACUACUACUACAGUAUAUUCAAUGUUUAGCUGUUGUCCAACAGGUUAUUAUCAUGAUUUUGAAUUGUAUCGAUAUGAAAUGACAGUAACACAUGCUCAAUCCUAAAGCUGGGAAGACAUUUUGUACAGAUUUUUGUAAUAAAGCACAUGAAUUGCAGCAUACGUUGUGGCCAUUUCCUCAUGACUCCUUUCAUUCAUUCGGACAGCCAGACGGUGGUGCAUAUUUUGAUGUGGAGAUCUUACUGCUAAAGUGGCU
Molecule: messenger RNA, 4186 nt
Organism: Sinocyclocheilus anshuiensis
Lineage: Eukaryota; Metazoa; Chordata; Actinopteri; Cypriniformes; Cyprinidae
Product: cadherin-7-like
Exons: 12
Coding region: 530-2782 (750 amino acids)
Biological process (GO): adherens junction organization; cell migration; calcium-dependent cell-cell adhesion
Cellular component (GO): plasma membrane; adherens junction; catenin complex
Molecular function (GO): calcium ion binding; beta-catenin binding; cadherin binding
Source: RefSeq, a predicted model, not a curated record